Alosa alosa (allis shad) is the source of this 3241-nucleotide messenger RNA. RefSeq names its product squalene monooxygenase-like. Gene Ontology annotation, biological process: cholesterol metabolic process; sterol biosynthetic process. Gene Ontology annotation, cellular component: membrane; endoplasmic reticulum. The record is from RefSeq and is a predicted model, not a curated record. The coding region runs from base 650 to 2353 and encodes 567 amino acids. The transcript has 11 exons. NCBI's taxonomy places the organism in Eukaryota, Metazoa, Chordata, Actinopteri, Clupeiformes, Clupeidae. Gene Ontology annotation, molecular function: flavin adenine dinucleotide binding; squalene monooxygenase activity.
AGCUGGGACCUACGUUAUUUUGAAAGUCCAAAAUGCUUCAGAUUGUAAAAUAAUGUAGCCUAGUGUUUAUUGUGAUAAAAUAUCUCAAAUCCCACUUUUUGAACAAAUGUGCAAGACUUGGGCCUAGUUUGCGGGUGUGCUUUUGAAGCCAGGCUCUUUCUUGUACUGUCUGGCCUCUGUUCGGGUGAUCCAAGUAGCCUACAUACGUCACGAAAACUAUUGUAAAUCAUAUGAAAUGUAUAUGAAAUGUAUACGACCAUACGAUUGGGCAUCUCUACCAAGUAGGCGGGACAAAUUACCAGAGGCCGUAACGAGUGGAUGCCUCUAGGUUGAUUAACAUAAUAAAUGCUCUCUGCCACUGAAACUAGCACACCGGCUGGCACGCUGUCUGAGCCGGUUUUAUAAAUAACAUCAACCUAUUUUUGAGACAGGCGUCUGUCUCCGGCGAUUUUGUUGCCUGACAGCGGGGAAAGAUGCCUUACCAUUAAGGUUUACCUUCAUUUUGUUGGUCAUUGAUAGGAAUAGAUAGCUUUGCGUUAGAUAGUCCUAAGGUUUAUUAUGUUGGUGAAUUAGGCUUAAUUUAACUUAGCCUACUUUACGGAGAACCUGCAUUAAAAGUAGGCUAGUGUAACUUUUAGCAUAAGCAGCUAUGUGGGCAUUCCUUGGCCUUUUUAGUUUCACUUAUGUUUACAAGAAAUUUGACGCUAUACUAUCUUUGACGCACAGAGAUAUUGUUUUUGGUUUAUGUGUUUUCUUUGCGACCGUGCUUGUACUUUUGUUAGUUGCUUACCACUAUGGACAAAUUCAAAAAAUUCCCUCGCUUUUUCGCACGGUGGUGGACAUUGUGUCCUCUUUGCCACUUGCUCAUAUCGUCUUCUCCAAGACUCCAAUUCCAGAAGAAUGUUGUCGUGGAGAAGAUUCAUGUGUUAAGGUACGCAGCUGUAGAAGCGCAGCGUGUGAGGCAGAGAACACUUGUGCAGCGACUGUGCCUCCUCCAGACCCCGAUGUCAUUAUCGUCGGGGCCGGAGUCCUGGGGUCCGCCAUGGCAGCGGUUUUAGGUCGUGAUGGUCGUCGGGUCACGGUAAUUGAACGGGAUCUCCGAGAACCUGAUAGAAUAGUGGGAGAGUUAUUGCAACCAGGAGGGUAUCGUGCACUGAAAGAGCUUGGCCUAGAAGGUUCGGUUGAAGGACUGGAUGCUCACAUAGUGGAUGGCUAUGUCCUGCAUGACGCAGAGAGUGGGACAGCUAUUGUGAUCCCAUACCCUCAAGAGAGGAGUGAGGUUCAGUGUGGCCGAGCCUUCCAUCACGGCCGUUUCAUCAUGGGCCUUCGUUGUGCAGCACUAGCUGAGCCCAAUGUUCAUUUCAUAGAGGGCACAGUGACCAGCCUGGAGGAGGAAAAUGGCCGUGUGACUGGGAUCCAGUACAGGGAUAAAGAGUCUGGAAACACACAAGCAGUCUAUGCUCCUUUGACUGUGGUGGCUGAUGGCUGUUUUUCAAAGUUCAGGAAAGGUCUCGGUUCUGGGAAAGUACAUACCUCCUCUCAUUUUGUAGGCUGCAUCAUGAAGGACUCCCCCCAAUUCAGACCCAACCAUGCUGAGGUGGUGCUGGCCGACCCCAGCCCUAUCCUCAUCUACCAGAUCUCCUCCACAGAGACCCGCGUGCUGGUGGACAUCCGUGGGGACCUGCCCAGGAACCUGAAUGGGUACAUGACCGACAGGAUUUACCCUCAGAUGCCAGAACACAUCAAGGAGUCUUUUUUAGAGGCUGUGCAGAAUAACCGCCUGAGAUCCAUGCCUGCGAAUUUCCUCCCUGCCUUUCCAGUGAACAAAUGUGGGGUGUUAGUGUUGGGCGAUGCCUACAACAUGAGGCACCCACUGACAGGAAGCGGGAUGAGUGUUGCGCUCAAUGACCUGAGGAUAUGGAGAGGUCUCCUCAGAGACAUCCCCGACCUGCACGAUAACAUUGCCUUGAUACAGGCGAAGAAGAAAUUCCACUGGGAAAGAAAGGCGUCACACUCAUUUGUAGUGAAUAUUCUUGCCGAGGCACUCUAUGAGCUCUUUGCUGCGACUGACAGCUCAUUACAUCAACUUAGACAAGCUUGCCUCCAUUAUUUCCAACUGGGAGGGGAAUGCAUAUCUGGGCCUGUUGGACUGCUGUCGGUGCUAACGCCCCAUCCCAGGACCCUGAUUGGCCAUUUCCUUGGAGUGGCGGUGUAUGCCAUGUACUUUAGCUUCAAGAGUGAGCCAUGGUGGACGAAGCCGCGUGCUCUUCUGAGUAGUGUGGCCAUCCUGUACCGUGCCUGUGCCGUCAUGGUCCCCCUCAUCUUCUCCGAGUUUAAGUACCUUAUAUAUUAAACCAACGCCCUGACUAUGUAUGUGCUGUCCUCUACAAUGACAUCAUUUCACCCAGCCUAACCCCUCAUGAACGGUGCUCAGGAAAUGUACACUUUUGUGUUCCGAUUUAUUAAGGGUAUUUAUACAUCAAACAUCAAUUCCGACCUCAUAGUUAUGGAAUACCUGCACUGGAAAAGUUCAGGUUCACAUAGUUCUUUGUAUUUUAUUCCAUCAGAUUGUGUUCUUCUGUGUGAUAUGUACCCCCAAGGAACUCAGUACAUAAAUUAUCUUCCUGAAAGAUAAACCUUUAGAAGGUGUAUACUUACUAAUUUAGGAUUACAGGAAUGUAUCCAUAUACCGGUAUAUCCAUAUGCACAUUCAGGUAUAGAGUGGAUAUGCAGUAGAUACAAUACAGAAGAUGUUUUGUAAUAAGAAGUUACUGUUGAAAUACUGUUGUGCAAGGCUACCAGUAGUACUACUGUGGUAUUGCACUGGGGGUGUAGAUGCUCACACUAAUAACUGCAGACAUACUGUACAGUAGUCAUAUGUAGACUAGUAUAAGUCAGUGGCAUUAGAAAUAUUUUAAUACAGGCAGGUUAUUUCUCUCAACUUACCAUUUUUAUGUAUUUAUUUGACAUUUACAAAACUUAACUUAUGUGCGGAAUGAAGUAUGCCUUUUAAGAGACAUUAAAAGGCAUGACUGACUGACAUUAUUAUUGCACAUACAUUCAGGUCAGGCUGUUGAAUGGAAUCAUUCAGAUUCAGUGGUAAUUCACUUCUCCAUUAGUGUUGUUUACUACGUAUGGCUGAAAUAUUUACAGUAGAACCGUCUUUGUGUCCAUAUCAUUUAUCUUAUAACAGGUUCAUGUGGUCAUUUACAGUACAUUACAUUCCAUUUCCACUGUAUGU